AUGACAGAACCAUCACCUUCCAAACGAAACUCCACCAUAGAUCCAUACAAAAUUCUCAAAAUCAAACUCAACCCCGAUGGUUCCCUAACAAGAAACCCCAUCGUUCCCACCGUACCACCAUCUUCCGAUCCCACCAACUCGCCUCCGCAACCAUCUCUCUCUAAAGACAUUACCUUAAACGCCGCCACAAAAACCUCCAUCCGUCUCUUCAUCCCCCACCCUCCGCCACCUGCAAAACUCCCUCUCAUUCUCUACUUCCACGGCGGCGGUUUCAUCCUCUACCACUCUUCCUCACUGAUCUUCCACCACUCAUGUUCCGAAUUUUCUGCUCAAAUACCUGCCGUUAUCGCAUCCGUCGAUUACCGUCUCUCGCCGGAGCAUCGUCUUCCCGCAGCCUACGACGACGCCGUCGAUUCCCUUCUCUGGCUCAAAUGCCAAGCGCAAAAUCCAAAUGAAUCUGAUCCGUGGAUUAGAAACCACGUGGACUUCGAUAAUUGCUUCUUGAUGGGAAACAGUGCAGGAGCUAACAUUGCCUACUUUGCAGGUCUACGUGCACUCGACCUCGAUCUCUCUCCGAUUAAGAUCCGAGGGCUGAUAUUAAACUCUAUAUUUUUCAGUGGGGUCGAGAGAACGGAAUCUGAGCUUCGUUUAGUUAACGAUCGUAUAUUGCCAUUACCUGUGGGUGAUCUCAUGUGGCGCCUAUGUUUGCCGGAGGGUGCAGAUCGCGACCACGUGUACUGCAAUCCGACGGUUGCGAAUAGCGUAUAUGGUGAGAAGAUCGGACGGCUGCCGAGGUGUUUUGUUAAUGGAUAUAGUGGAGAUCCGUUGGUGGAUAAGCAAAAGGAGUUGGUGAGGAUAUUGAAGGCACGUGGGGUGCACGUGGUGUCGUGGUUUUGUGAGGAUGGGUAUCAUGCCGUGGAAAUCUUUGAUCGUUCUAAAGCGCGGGAUUUGGUUGAUAGUGUUAAGAAAUUUGUAGCUACUCGUCAAUCCUCUUUGUGA
Lathyrus sativus (Indian pea) is the source of this 999-nucleotide messenger RNA. The record is from the annotation of a GenBank genome assembly. NCBI's taxonomy places the organism in Eukaryota, Viridiplantae, Streptophyta, Magnoliopsida, Fabales, Fabaceae.